AUGGCAACUGACAUGUACUUGGCUGAUUUAUAUGGUGCCAGUUCUUGUAUGUGAUGUGACUGAGUUAAUACGCUUGUGUGUAUACACACAUAACGGCUGUCGUGUUUCUGAGAAAUCAGGGUUCUGUAAAUAAUUGGGUGAAAAUGCGGAUCAUGGUUUUUUAUAGUUUGCCCGUGUCUUCAUCAUUUAACGGGUUAAGAAGUACGUGCAGCGCAGAUAUUUCCAGUAAUAGGCAGCCGGGCGAGCGGUAAGCAGGUGGAUAGUGGCCGGUCCGCCUACUUUGACGUCAGAGGGCGUGGCUUGGUUUGCCGGCCGGGGAUUUUAUUAGGAGCUGCAGCGUGAGCGGAGAUCAGAGCAGGUUGGUGGAGUAAUCGAGCGACGGCUUUGCUAGAGAAGAGACUGAAUUCUCGUCGCAAUUUACGUAGCGUUUGUGUUCCUUCAUGUUCGCCCCAGGGGAGUACUGCUAGUUCGCUGAGAGUGGCUGCGGCUUUUGAAUCCGAUAAACGAGAAUCGGAAGUGUUCGGUGCAAGAAAAGGGACUCGUUUUUUUCCGUGUGUGUUUGAUCGGGCCGUUGCUACGAUGCUCGUGGAGUUAACGCAGAACAGGAUCCAGAAGAUCUGGCUUCCCAGGAACGAGUUACCACCGCUGCCUAUCAAUGUAGGUGGGCCUCAGUUUGCCAAUUCCCCAACAGUGAUCGUAAUGGUGGGGCUCCCAGCAAGAGGGAAGACUUAUAUCUCCAAAAAGCUGACCCGUUAUCUAAACUGGAGUGGUGUCCCAACAAAAGUGUUUAACGUGGGAGAAUACAGGCGUGAAGCUGUGAAAGAUUUCAGUUCCCAUGACUUUUUCCGUGCAGACAAUAAAGAAGCUAUGAAAAUCAGAAGACACUGUGCCUUAGCUGCCUUAGUAGAUGUUAAAUCCUAUCUUACCAAGGAAGGUGGACAGAUUGCUGUCUUUGAUGCUACCAAUACAACAAGAGAGAGAAGAUCCAUGGUUGUUGAUUUUGCCAAAGAGAAUAAGUUUAAGGUGUUUUUUAUUGAAUCAGUGUGUGACGAUCCAGCUGAUGUUGCAAGCAAUGUUUUGGAAGUAAAGCUGUCCAGUCCUGACUACAAAGGUUGCACAUCCAAUGAAGCACUGGAAGACUUCAUGAAAAGAAUUAACUGUUACAAGAACCGUUAUGAACCUCUUGAUCCAGAUCACCAUGACCGGGACCUUUCCAUGAUCAUUGUGAUUGAUGUUGGGAGAAGAUUUUUGGUAAACAGAGUUCAAGAUCACAUACAGAGCAAAAUUGUGUACUACCUAAUGAACAUUCACGUACAGCCUCGCUGUAUAUAUCUGUGUCGGGCUGGGGAGAGUGAAAGCAACUUGAAUGGAAAAAUUGGAGGAGAUUCUGGUCUGUCACAUAGAGGAAAGAAGUUUGCUGUUGCCCUGAAUAAAUAUAUUGAGGAUCAGAACUUAAAAGAGCUGAAGGUGUGGACAAGCCAGCUAAGGAGAUCAAUUCAAACCGCAGAAGCACUGAAGUUGCCUUAUGAGCAGUGGAAGGCUUUAAAUGAACUUGAUGCUGGUGUAUGUGAGGAGAAGACUUAUGAAGAGAUCAAAGAACUGUACCCUGAAGAGUAUGCACUGCGUGCUCAGGACAAAUAUCAUUAUCGAUACCCAUCAGGAGAGUCCUACCAAGAUCUGGUUCAGCGCUUGGAGCCUGUUAUCAUGGAGCUGGAAAGGCAGGGAAAUGUCCUCGUGAUUUGUCAUCAAGCUGUCUUGAGAUGCCUUCUGUCUUACUUCCUGGACAAACCAGCAGAUGAAAUGCCUUAUCUCAAGUGUCCACUGCAUUCUAUGCUUAAGCUGACUCCCUUUGCAUACGGUUGCCAUGUAGAAACAGUGCCGUUUAGUGUGGAUGCUGUAAACACGCACCAGGAUCGCAUAAUAGAGGAUUGCAAGAAAGGUCCUACCCCCCUGAUGAGACGAAAUAGUGUGACCCCACUUGCCAGUCCAGAGCCAACGAAAAAAGCCAGAAUCAAUAGUCUUGAAGAUUUUGCUGCAUGCUCAUCUUAUGGCUGCACUUCUCAAGAAGCACCAUCUGGACAGCCUUUGCUAGGAAAGGCUUGCCUGGCAUGAACCAGCAUAAAAUAUGUCUUUAUGGAUAAUCAGUCAUACCAGUGGACCCCUAAUGCUACAUUCCAUAUUUUAUUACUGAAGCUUGCCUUGCUGCUUCAUGAUAUUGGCUGAAAAUCAGAAGACGAUACUUGUGUCUUACCAUAUGAAAUUGGCGUGGAAAUAAGCUUUUUUUUCAGUUAGGGACAUUAAAAAGUUGGACUAAGAGUCCCAUGUCAUUUCAGUGGUGGAGUGCAAAGCAGGACUACUUGACCUCUGCCACAUUUUUGUUUUAUAUUUUAUAUAAAAUGUGUAUAUUUUUAUGUUUUCCAGUAAUAAUAAUUGUUAAGCUUACAUUUUUAUUUCACUUUUCAUUCUAUUACAAAUUUCACUAUUUUAAUGUAUUUAGAGAAAAGAGAGACAGAAAUGUUAAAUCUCGAAUCUUAAAGAGCCAAUUACCUUAUUUCUACCCCCACUACUAAACUUGCAAGGAUUUUACUUUAUGUUGUAGAGGGUUUCCCCACCAUAUCUGCCUGACAUUCAAAGUAUGACUUGGUUUGCAAUCGAAUACCUGAUUGCUUAGAACAUUAAAAUAUCACAAUUUCCCUUGUGAGAUCAGCAAAGUUAUUUUAGUACACGUAAUGCCUCUUGCCAGUGCAAAUCUGAGCUUAAUAGGGCAUUUUUAUGGAACCCUUUCAAAAUAACAAUUUCUCUUCAAUUUUCAUCUGAUCUGAGAUUUAUUACAUAGGUGUCUAGAUUAAUAACCUUCUAAAAUCAUAAUGAGGCCAGCAUGAUUCUAGCACCCCGUUUUUGUUUUGGCAGAACAUGAACAUGAUCCUAAACAUCCUAAAAUGUAAUUUUAUUUAUUUAUUUAAUGGCCAGUGUGAAUGUCAAAGUUAUGUGGUGGAAUAUAUUCCAGAACUAGUUUAUCUACUCCUGUUAGAACAGUAUUAUUCCUAAAUGUUUUCUAUUCCCUGUCAACAUUUAGAGUCUUUUUGUGUCUCCCUGUGUGAUUAUAAUUGCUAUUAAUAUACAGGGAAAGACCACUUUUGUGAUAUAUUCUAAAGAUUUCUUUAUUGAAUAAGGGUCUCACAGAUGCAUAGUUGCACUUUAACGGUUGGGACAGGGUUAUGAGGUGCACCUUUUUAUGUACAGCCAAUGAUAGUCAUGGCAGAAACUUGAUUGUAGCUGAUGCUUAGAGAUACAUGGCAGCCUUGUGGAUUUGAAAAGGUGAUCUGGUUCACAUGUAUGUCGACCACAAUUCACUGCUGCUCUAGGGUGAUUUACUUUAAUGUGUGUUAAUUCAACACGGCUUCUGUGGGUAUAAUAACCAUGGUAGUACUAAUUGGCAAACUGUUUAUCUUAAAUGGUGGAGUGACUUUUUUUGUGUGUGAAUGUAUAGGGAUGAAGGUUGUUUUGUGUUGCUAUGUACUUCAUGCAUUUAAAUAGAAAAACGUGUGCAGUUAUAUAUUCCCUGAAAACCUAUAGUGGCGUUUCUGUCACCAAAACCCUUAGAGGAUCACUGGAUAGUGUGUGUGUAUAUGUGUGUGUUUGUUCAGAUUAAUGGGUAGUGCAAUAUGGGAUUCUGCCCAGUUUUCAAAUUUGCACUAUAAGGUUUCCAGUAUACACACUGGGAUUCCAAAUUGUUAAAUGUAAGCAAUUCAGAUUUUGUCGGUUCUGCUUGUCUUUGCAAAGAAAAAAUCGUUAUUGCAAGCCUAAAACAUCUCUUUCUUAUCCAUUUUAUUGGUACUGACAUGCACUAUUUUGGAUGCAUUACUUCAUGUUGCUUAAAUAAUCAUAUAGUUUUUUUGCCUGCUGUUCAUACCAGGGGGACUUUAAGUCUUAACUAUAUGUACCUGUUUGACUGGGAGAAGCACAGGCUCAUUUAUAUCUCUUUUGUUGUUUGUUAGAUUUGUAAUUCGUUAACAUUAUUAUUUUUUCUAAUUGGUUAACAUUAUUAUUUUUAUAUGUUAGUUGCUAUUUAUUUAAUGUAUACAAUUUUGCUUAAAAAAAUGUUUGUUUUUAUUUCAUACAUGAUCUGUUCAUUGUAUUUUGUGUUUGCCUUCUCCUGGCAUAACUGACUGAGCUAAAAGCUUUGUCAGAUUACUUCAGAUAUUUGUAUAUUUUGCAGUUCCUGGACCAAUAAAGUCUUGUUGUUUUA
This is a messenger RNA of Xenopus laevis (African clawed frog), 4249 nucleotides long. It is a transcript of the gene pfkfb3.S, whose product is annotated as 6-phosphofructo-2-kinase/fructose-2,6-biphosphatase 3 S homeolog. Gene Ontology annotation, molecular function: ATP binding; catalytic activity; 6-phosphofructo-2-kinase activity. Gene Ontology annotation, cellular component: cytosol. Lineage: Eukaryota; Metazoa; Chordata; Amphibia; Anura; Pipidae. The record is from RefSeq and is a predicted model, not a curated record. The transcript has 17 exons. The coding region runs from base 580 to 2112 and encodes 510 amino acids. Gene Ontology annotation, biological process: fructose 2,6-bisphosphate metabolic process.